AGGGUCGGGUCACGUGACGGGAGUGACGUCUCCGAAUGUUGUUGUUGGUGGCGGCGGCGAGCGGAGCCGGAGGAGCCGCCGCAAAGAUGGAGGAGCCGUCGAGGAGGCGCUGCCGCUGCUGCCGCCGCCGCUGCUGCCGCCGCCGCCCGCGAAGCCGGAGCUCGAGCCGCAGGGGGGAUUCCGUUCUGAGUGCCUGACUGCCUCACCCGGAAGGAUGGCCUCGGAUGGGCAUUAGAGGCACAGCGGCCCCGGGCUCCUGUCCCGUCCGUCUGUCUGUUAUCGUCUGUCUCUCUUGACAUCACUGCAGCUCCACCCCCUCCCGUCCCAGACCCCAACGCCAGCUUCCUGCGGGCCCAGAGCCGGCAUGAACUCUCCCAGCGAGUCGGCAGAUGGGAUGUCAGGCCGGGAACCGUCCUUGGAAAUCCUGCCUCGGACCCCUCUACACGGUAUCCCUGUGGCAGUGGAGGUGAAGCCGGUGCUGCCAGGAGCCAUGCCCAGCUCCAUGGGGGGCGGGGGUGGAGGCAGCCCCAGCCCUGUGGAGCUGCGGGGUGCUCUGGCAGGCCCUGUGGACCCCGCGUUGCGGGAGCAGCAACUGCAGCAGGAGCUCCUGGUGCUCAAGCAGCAGCAGCAGCUGCAGAAGCAGCUCCUGUUCGCUGAGUUCCAGAAACAGCACGACCACCUGACACGGCAGCAUGAGGUCCAGCUGCAGAAGCACCUCAAGCAGCAGCAGGAGAUGUUGGCAGCCAAGAGGCAGCAGGAGCUGGAGCAGCAGCGGCAGCGGGAACAGCAACGGCAGGAGGAGCUGGAGAAGCAGCGGCUGGAGCAGCAGCUGCUCGUCCUGCGAAACAAGGAGAAGAGCAAAGAGAGUGCCAUCGCCAGCACUGAGGUGAAGCUGAGGCUCCAGGAAUUCCUCCUGUCGAAGUCAAAGGAGCCCACGCCAGGCGGCCUCAACCAUUCCCUCCCACAGCAUCCCAAAUGCUGGGGAGCCCACCAUGCUUCUUUGGACCAGAGUUCCCCUCCCCAGAGCGGUCCCCCUGGGACGCCUCCCUCCUACAAACUGCCUUUGCUUGGGCCCUACGACAGCCGUGAUGACUUCCCCCUCCGCAAAACAGCCUCUGAACCCAACUUGAAAGUGCGUUCGAGACUAAAGCAGAAGGUGGCCGAGCGGAGAAGCAGUCCCCUCCUGCGUCGCAAAGAUGGGACUGUCAUUAGCACCUUUAAGAAGAGAGCUGUGGAGAUCACAGGGGCUGGGCCUGGAGUGUCGUCCGUGUGUAACAGCGCGCCAGGUUCUGGCCCCAGCUCUCCCAACAGCUCCCACAGCACCAUCGCUGAGAAUGGCUUUACUGGCUCAGUCCCCAACAUCUCCACCGAGAUGCUCCCCCAGCACCGGGCCCUCCCUCUGGACAGCUCCCCCAACCAGUUCAGCCUCUACACGUCUCCCUCUCUGCCCAACAUCUCCCUAGGGCUGCAGGCCACGGUCACUGUCACCAACUCACACAUCACUGCCUCCCCGAAGCUGUCAUCGCAGCAGGAGGCCGAGAGGCAGGCCCUUCAGUCCCUGCGGCAGGGUGGCGCGUUGACGGGCAAGUUCAUGAGCACAUCCUCCAUCCCUGGCUGCCUGCUGGGCGUGGCACUAGAGGGCGACACGAGCCCCCAUGGUCACGCCUCCCUGCUGCAGCAUGUGCUGCUGCUGGAGCAGGCCCGGCAGCAGAGUACCCUCAUUGCUGUGCCACUUCACGGGCAGUCCCCGCUGGUGACAGGUGAACGCGUGGCCACCAGCAUGCGGACAGUGGGCAAGCUCCCGCGGCACCGGCCCUUGAGCCGCACUCAGUCUUCGCCGCUACCCCAGAGCCCCCAGGCCCUGCAGCAGCUGGUCAUGCAGCAGCAGCACCAGCAGUUCCUGGAGAAGCAGAAGCAGCAGCAGCUGCAGCUGGGCAAGAUCCUCACCAAGACUGGGGAGCUGCCACGGCAGCCCACCACCCACCCUGAGGAGACAGAAGAGGAGCUGACGGAGCAGCAGGAGGCCUUGCUGGGGGAGGGAGCCUUGACCAUACCCCGAGAAGGGUCCACGGAGAGUGAGAGCACGCAGGAAGACCUGGAGGAGGAAGAGGAGGAGGAGGAAGAGGAGGAGGAGGAGGAGGAGGAGGACUGCAUCCAGGUCAAGGAUGAGGAGGGCGAGAGUGGCGCUGAGGAGGGGCCCGACUUGGAGGAGUCCAGUGCUGGUUACAAAAAGGUGUUCUCAGAUGUCCAGCAGCUGCAGCCGCUGCAGGUGUACCAGGCACCCCUCAGCCUGGCCACUGUGCCCCACCAGGCCCUGGGCCGCACCCAGUCCUCACCUGCUGCCCCUGGGGGCAUGAAGAGCCCCCCAGACCAGCCCACCAAGCACCUCUUCACCACAGGUGUGGUCUACGAUACCUUCAUGCUCAAGCACCAGUGCAUGUGUGGGAACACACAUGUGCACCCUGAGCACGCCGGCCGGAUUCAGAGCAUCUGGUCCAGGCUGCAGGAGACAGGCCUGCUUAGCAAGUGCGAGCGGAUCCGGGGUCGCAAAGCCACGUUGGAUGAGAUCCAGACUGUGCACUCCGAAUACCACACCCUGCUCUAUGGGACCAGCCCCCUCAACCGACAGAAGCUGGACAGCAAGAAGCUGCUCGGCCCCAUCAGCCAGAAGAUGUACGCCAUGCUGCCUUGUGGGGGCAUCGGGGUGGACAGUGACACCGUGUGGAACGAGAUGCACUCCUCCAGUGCUGUGCGCAUGGCGGUGGGCUGCCUGGUGGAGCUGGCUUUCAAGGUGGCGGCUGGAGAGCUCAAGAAUGGAUUUGCCAUCAUCCGACCCCCAGGACACCAUGCUGAGGAAUCCACAGCCAUGGGAUUCUGCUUCUUCAACUCUGUAGCCAUCACAACCAAACUCCUGCAACAGAAGCUGAACGUGGGCAAGGUUCUCAUCGUAGACUGGGAUAUUCACCAUGGCAAUGGUACCCAGCAAGCGUUCUACAAUGACCCCUCUGUGCUCUACAUCUCCCUGCAUCGCUAUGACAAUGGGAACUUCUUUCCAGGCUCUGGGGCUCCUGAAGAGGUUGGCGGUGGGCCAGGCGUGGGGUACAAUGUGAACGUGGCAUGGACGGGAGGUGUGGACCCCCCCAUCGGAGACGUGGAGUACCUAACGGCCUUCAGGACAGUGGUGAUGCCCAUUGCCCACGAAUUCUCACCUGACGUGGUCCUAGUCUCUGCCGGGUUUGAUGCUGUUGAGGGACACCUGUCUCCGCUGGGUGGCUACUCUGUCACCGCCAGAUGUUUUGGCCACUUGACCAGGCAGCUGAUGACGCUGGCAGGGGGCCGGGUGGUGCUGGCCCUGGAGGGAGGCCACGACUUGACCGCCAUCUGUGAUGCCUCUGAGGCCUGCGUCUCAGCUCUGCUCAGCGUGGAGCUGCAGCCCUUGGACGAGGCAAUCUUGCAGCAAAAGCCCAACAUCAAUGCAGUGGCCACACUAGAGAAAGUCAUCGAGAUCCAGAGCAAACACUGGAGCUGUGUGCAGAGGUUUGCUGCUGGUCUGGGCCGUUCCCUGCGGGAGGCCCAGGCAGGUGAGACAGAGGAGGCUGAGACUGUGAGCGCCAUGGCCUUGCUGUCGGUGGGGGCUGAGCAGGCCCAGGCUGCUGCAGCCCGGGAGCACAGCCCCAGGCCAGCAGAGGAGCCCAUGGAGCAGGAGCCUGCCCUGUGAUGCCCUGGCCCCAAUUCCCUCUGGGCUUCAUCAUUGUGAUUUUGUUUAUUUUUUCUAUUAAAAACAAAAAGUCACACAUUCAACAACGUGUGCCGUGUGGGUCUCUCAGCCUUGCCCCUCCUGCUCCUCUAAGCUGCCUCAGGCCCCCCACCUCCCCCGCGGACUGUGGCCCACAUCUCAGCUCUAGGAGUUUGCUCCCUCUAUAGGGCCUGGGGGUGCCCUUUCCAGCCCCUUCGCCAUGUUGUAUCCCACACCCACUUUCCUGCAUUCUGUCCUUUUCCCCCUGGAAGCCUGGGCCAGCUCAAGGUGGGCAUGGGGGCCAAGAUAGUACCUUCCGGUUCUGAGUGAGGAGGGAACAGUAAGUCCGGUGCCUUGGCUUCAGCUGACUUGGGGGGAAAUGCCUUAAUUUCACCCUCCUCCCCUCUCCAGCCUCAGGGGAGGAUCCGGAGGGUCCCUCUACACUCUAAGAUGUAGAUGUAGAGUGGAGGGGAGGUGGGCUCCCGCCCUGCAAUGCCCCACCCUUUUCCCCUUCUGUUGUCCUCACCAUCUCUGCACAGGCUCCUUUCUCCUCCUCCUUUCUCCUGGCCUCAGCACCAAGGGGAAGGCUGUCCCCUAGGACAUGGGCCUGAGGUCUGGGGGCAGAGCUGUCUUGCCUCACACUCCUCAGGGCCUACUUCCCCUUCCCAGGGGCUGGAGGGGGUGAAAGUGUAUGGGGAGGGAUAGGGCUGGACUCCUGGGUUCUGAGGGACCAGGAGGAGCCACAGAAACAGGCCUGCUCUCUACCUUACUCUACUGGCCUCCUUGCCCUCUGCUAGCACAGCCUGGGGAGGGGGAGAAGGUGGUCCCUGCAGGGGGGCUCCAGGCUGGUGAGAGCCCCCCUGCUGUUCAGGACCAGAUUUCCCCAGCCAUCCAGCAUGCUGCGAGUAGAAGGGUCAGUGGCCUCCCUCCCUCCUGAGGCCUUUUGCUUUGAAGCCUGGGGGUGGUGAGAGUGGGGUUUUAGAAGGGGUAGGACUAGAACCCAGGAGUCUGCCCUCAGCUGUAGCUUCCCUUUCUCCUGGGCUUCCUUUGCUGGCCACCAGCCCAAGGGAGCUAAGACCAGGAGGGGGCUGGGCACCACCCUUUCUUCCCUAGGAGCCCAGCCUAGCCCUCUGUUUCCAGGGUUGGGGGCCUACAAGGCUUCUAGGGAAUGCUGUCCAGCCUAUAGGAAACCAAAGAUGGGAAGCGGCUCCUAGGGGGCCAACUUCCUCCCUCCUCCUUCCCAACACCACGUAUACUUUCUUUCCUCCCAUCCCCAGGGCCCCACCAAUCUGUUUACAUAUUUAUUAUCCUAACGGGGGCCUGAGCAGGGUUGAGGGAGCCAGGUGAGGGGCAGGAGUCCCACCACCAUCGGUUCAUUGUGUGCUUGUGUCUUGUGUGUUGUUAGUGUAUUCUAGAUCCUCUUGGGGGAUGGGGAUGGGGCUGGGCCCAGUGUACCAGGCUUCCCCAUGCUGAACCCAGCUCCAGGCCCCUCACCCUCCCUUUCCCCAUGGCUGGUCUGGUUCUCAUGUAAACCCACUCCUUGCUUUGUCUCCCUGGAUAUGGAUUUCAGUUAAGUAUUUUGUAACCCGUUACACUGUGUGUCCUUGUAUAAAUAAACUUGUUUCUGGCAGUGC
Equus caballus (horse) is the source of this 5370-nucleotide messenger RNA. It is a transcript of the gene HDAC5, whose product is annotated as histone deacetylase 5. Gene Ontology annotation, molecular function: histone deacetylase activity. NCBI's taxonomy places the organism in Eukaryota, Metazoa, Chordata, Mammalia, Perissodactyla, Equidae. Gene Ontology annotation, biological process: negative regulation of transcription by RNA polymerase II. The record is from RefSeq and is a predicted model, not a curated record.